AUGGCCAGAAAUCUUGUUUUUGAAUGCCUACUUUUCCGGUUUGUGUAUUUGGUGUGUGCUGUUUAUACUGUCAAAAAUGUUUCCUCUAUAGCCAAGGUAGGUUUCCUCUGCUGUCGUAUGAAGAUGAAAAAGUAGCGCGCAAAUGUGUGAUAAAAUCGGUAAAAAUGACAUUAAGCGCAAAUUUUAUAAAACCGUCCAAAUGCGCACAAACCUCUGAAUGUUUGCAGCAAUAUAAACCGAAUUAACACUGUUGUCUAGAACCGAUAACUAGUAUAACUGUUUUCUUUGUCAUGUCGUAAGAAAAGUUACCGUAUUACUUUUCCCAAAGCUGGUUAUAUGUUUUAAACACAAUCUUGUAAAUGACAACAAAGUACUUGUUGUUCUCUUUUACAUUUUCUUGAAUUAAUUAUAAAGGCGAAAACGAACAUUGGAAAUGACAUUUGAUUCCCAUAUAUCGAGCAAAGAGAGCGACAUAUCGAAUAUCCCAUCAAUUAAACAACCACAAUCAAAGCCUUUCAAAGAAACGGCUUGUUAAACGCGAAUGACUUCAAGAAUAUGAAUAACGUUUGUACGUGAUUGAAUCUGUAUUACUUGUAUGGUUAACGACAAUUUAAACACUUUGUCUGUUCUUUUACUUUUUUCCCCUUUAAAUAAAAAUGGACACUGUUAUUCUAUGCUUUUCUAUGCCCACUUACUUUUCCCUCUCAUUUCUUUAAAUUCAUAUAACACAGAACUCAAACACGUGCUUGCAAGGAUCACCUGGCCUCCCUGGACGUGACGGAGUCAAUGGACAUAACGGGUUACCAGGCCGCGACGGCAGAGAUGGUGCUGAAGGUAAAAAGGGCGUGGCAGGUACCCCUGGACCACGUGGAAUCAAGGGAGAAAUGGGAGCAAGUGGAAAAGACACUGAUGACAGAAACUGGAAACAGUGCGCCUGGAAAAUGAACGACAACAGUGAUAUUGGACUAAUCAAGGUUUGUUGAUUUUUCGGCAAUCAAAGCGACAGGUCCAGUUAGUGCUACGAGCAUUAUACUCAGUAAGUUUAACAGAGAAAGUAGAAACAAUUUGCCAAAAGAAAAUUGUACCUUUGUUGCCCGACUGUUUAUUUAAGGCUAUACCAACACACGCCGUUAGUGUCGUUUAUUUCUAUAGAAUUAUCCACUAGUAUCCUUAUCGCAUCGCAUUAUCCAUUAGCAAUCUUUUUGCGGUCAUUAUAGGACUGUCAGUUCACCAAAACCAGCGACGACAGUGCUCUUCGUGUUGUUUACCAGGGUACCUUAAGACUGAUGGGGUGUAACAACUGCUGCAAGCGAUAG
Porites evermanni is the source of this 1316-nucleotide messenger RNA. Lineage: Eukaryota; Metazoa; Cnidaria; Anthozoa; Scleractinia; Poritidae. The record is from the annotation of a GenBank genome assembly.